Ceratina calcarata is the source of this 1413-nucleotide messenger RNA. RefSeq lists its product as uncharacterized. The record is from RefSeq and is a predicted model, not a curated record. Bases 412 to 1413 code for a protein of 333 amino acids. The transcript is spliced from 2 exons. NCBI's taxonomy places the organism in Eukaryota, Metazoa, Arthropoda, Insecta, Hymenoptera, Apidae.
GCGUGACCUCGAGCGGAUCGGUCGGUUCGAACGAGCUUAAAUCGGUAAAUCGCGCGUUGAUCAAACUCGCUGCUAAUCAGUGCGCCAGUGUUAUACACGUGAAACCCGGAUUCUCGUCAUCCGUGAGCUCGCGACGUUCCUUCAGUUAACAGGAGCUUUACGGUUGAUAAUCGAAGGUUGCAACCAGGCAACCGAAUCGAAAUCGAUAAAAGGAGGAAGGGGGGGGGGUAGAAUAACAAAUUCCGCGAGGGAGCAGCUGGAAUAGCGCAGGGAUGAGUCUGGGUAUCUACCGGGAAUCAGGAUUCGAUCAUCCCUGACAGAUUGCCAGGCGUUGCAUCAAAAGCCGAAUCGCACCGAUCGAACCUCGGUUGCCAAUAAGCCUAUCGCUCUCCGAGAGAGCCUGCGAGCGAAAUGGACGACGACGACACCGACGAGAAACGAGAGUCGCUGACGCUGAUAAACAAACUGCACAAAGAGUCGAGCACGAAGCUGUUGGUGUCAGCGACGUUCACUAGAAGAAUCGAAGCCAGACAGCAGAGGCAUUCGACGGAGGACUCGGAUACAAUGGAAUGCGCGUCUGAGAACGAAGUCGAGAACAUUUCGAAAGACUCUGACACGCCGGAGCCUCUGGUGACCGACGAGCAUGGCAACAGAAUUUCUGGUAGCGACAGACAUUCUUUAGACGUCCCGGAAGAAGCCGAGUCUCUGCUGGGACGUCACGUGUUGACGAGGACCACUAUAAAAGUGAACGAACAGAAUUUCUCUGGGACCAGGUUGGGACUUUUACACAGGAGUCCACAGUCGUCGUCUAGUCAAGAAGAAUACGAGCCAGAAGUGAAGAGUUUGAUGAAGAUACAAAAGCAGCAUCAGCACCAGCACCAGCAGCAGCAACAUUUAUUGACCACUGGUAGUGCUCAGAUAACUGCCAGGUCUAUGGAGAGCUUGAGGACCUCCAGGAAUUUUCUCAGUGCCGACGAUCGUUACAUCGACGACGCGAAAUCGUUGGAGUCUUUGUCAGAGUCGCACGUGGCCGGUACCAAAGGUCAAUACCGAAGCUUUUUGACAUCCUCCACCAAAGACGUUCGGAGGAUCGUCACGGUGGAGUCGAAGAGCAGCGAUAAUUUACACAGAGAGGAGAGUCUGAACGCCGAGGUGAGGAGAGGCUUAUUCGCGAACACUGGAUUGGAGAGGAAGCUUCCUCAGCAUCUGAGCUUACCGCCCCCUUCGGGCGUCUUCUCGUUGACCAGUCCCGGUGGCAGCGACAGGAAGAUCACUAUACUCAGUCCUCAUUCGCCUAUGCAACCCGCGGAGUUCCAGUUCUCCGCUCAGACCCUCAAGACUAGGCGGAAGAAGGCAGUCGUCUUGCCGAGGUUGGUGUUGCCCAGAAGCGAAUCCGAGGUGUUCUUAGAGUGA